AAUCGUUAUUUCGUAUGCAUUGAGCAACCGAACGAAAUAAAAACCCCUUCUUCCCUCCCUCCCUCCCUCUCAAUACGCGUUUCUUUCAUUCCCACCGCCCCCCUUUCUCCUUCACCGACGCCCCCAUUUUCCUCCUUCCUCGCAGUUCCAUUCUGCGGCAAUCUCGGGCAGGGGGAAAUGGGACUCGAGAAGGAGGUGCCGCCGCAGCCCACAUUGCUGGAAGAUCUGCUGGCGAAGGCCGGAGGCUGCGCGGUGAUAGACGGCGGAUUCGCCACCCAGCUCGAGACCCACGGCGCCUCCAUCAACGACCCUCUAUGGAGCGCUCUCUGCUUGAUCAAAGACCCCGAUCUCAUCAAAAAGGUUCAUUUGGAGUAUUUGGAGGCCGGCGCCGACAUUAUAGUGACUUCUUCUUACCAGGCGACCCUUCCUGGGUUUCUAUCAAGGGGGCUUUCUGUCGAGGAAGCAGAGUCGUUGCUGAAGAAGAGUGUGAGAUUGGCCGUGGAAGCUCGUGACGAGUUUUGGGACACUGUGAAGGGCUCUCCUGGAGAUGAAUACAACAGGGGUCUGGUUGCAGCUUCCAUUGGGAGCUAUGGAGCUUAUCUCGCUGAUGGCUCGGAGUACAGUGGUUGGUAUGGAGAAGAUGUGACCCUGGAGAAGCUGAAAGAUUUUCACAGGCGUAGGCUGCAAGUUCUUGUGGAGGCAGGUCCCGAUCUGCUGGCUUUUGAGACCAUCCCCAAUAAGCUUGAAGCUCAGGCUUGUGUGGAGUUGCUUGAAGAGGAAGAAAUCGGCAUUCCAUCCUGGAUAUGCUUCAGCUCGGUGGACGGCCAGAAUGCCCCUUCAGGAGAGAGUUUCAAGGAUUGCCUUGAUGUGAUAAACAAGAGUAGCAGAGUGCCUGCAGUUGGCAUCAAUUGUGCACCUCCGCAGUUCGUUGAAAACCUCAUCUCCAAGUUCCAGGAGUGGACCCAGAAGUUGAUAGUAGUUUACCCAAAUAGUGGUGAAGUAUGGGAUGGCAGAGCUAAAAGAUGGCUGCCAUCAGCAUGCUUCGGAGAUGACAAGUUCGAACUGUGUGCUAAAAGAUGGCAUAAGUUAGGAGCCAGCCUCAUCGGUGGCUGUUGCCGGACGACUCCUGCUACUGUGACCGGCAUUUCAAAGGCCCUGAAAGAAAGAUCCUCUUGACCACCAGCAACAACAUCGACGUUCUCACCAUAUAUGACAUAGAACGAUUACUUCACAGAUCAGAUACUUCAUUCAAAUAGUCAAGCCAUAUACAUCACAGAAAGCAUUUGUUGCCCAAUUCAUUUUAUUUACAAUGUAAGCUAUUGCUUGCUAAAUUAUAAGAAUUUACUGCCCCCUUCAUUUACCUCAAGUGAUUCCAGUUGUAACCAAAACAAAGUUGAUUUAUAACUACAGGCUUUUAUUCUAAUCUCUGUAGCAGGAAUAUGCAACAUGAAUACAAGGAUCUCAAUCUUCGAAACAUACCAUUAUAAGAAGCUCAAUGUUAACUCUCUUUUACCCACUACCAUAACAUGAUUUCUCCUUUCAAUAGCGAAUACCUGGCUCAUACAUUUGAGACUAUCAAUCCCCAUGACUACUCGGGUGAAUGAAGACUUGGCCAUGGCCCAUGUGUAUCAUUUGCACUAGCUUUGCAACGACUGCAUAGUGAACUGGCGUCGUUUGGCUAUUCUUCUAGGCCAAACUAACAACAAUUUGGCUUUUGAAGCUUGCACUGUUAAGGAAUCACUAUAGUGGCAAGUCAACGAACCAUUAGCAUAAAAGGGGUCAACGUCGGAGAUAGUCAUGGUUGUAAAGUUCCCCAGGAUCAUCUUCAUAGCUAUCACCAUAUCUGCUAGAAUUUCUUGUUUCAGAGCUUCGAUCCAUAAUUUCAAAGCCUCCAUCAUAUCUAGGUUCCUCUAUUCGUGCAUCCUGCUGCUGCUCAAGCCUUAGCUUCUCAAUUUCACGGCGAAUACAUAUGAGAUUAUUCUCAGUUAGCUGCAUUUCUUGAACUUCUUCAUGGUUUGCUCUCUUCUGGCACUCGAGUGUAUUUCUAAUGAACAGUGUAGGGAAAACAAAUGACUGAAUAUAUAGCAGAAUUUACAUCUCUGACUACACGAAUUUUUGUAAAGCAAAACUCCAAACCUGGCAUCGAGAAGCUGUUCGUGCAUCAUAUCUACAUCAGCUUUCAGUGAAGGCACUGACUUGUUCGCCAUUUUUACUUCUUUAAUGUCUUCUUGCAAACUGUACUCAAUAGCAGUAUAGUCCUCUACUGAAUCCCUCAAGUUUUCAACUUCUACUCUUAACUGCCUAACCUCCGACUUUAAGGGCUCCCUUGAUCGGACCUCUGCUUCUAGCUUCAAUCCUGUGUGAAUUAACUCCCUGAUAUGGGUCUCCUUUUCAGCCUGGAGUUGAGGUAGCCUUUCCUCCAACCUGUGAAUCUUAUCGUUCGUUCGUGCCAAUUCACUCUGAAGAGCUAUAUUAUCAUCGAUAAUGGCUUGAUUUUCAGAGAUUAUCCUCCUCAUUUCUCUAUCUAGAUCAUCGAGCUCUUCCUCCAAAGCUACAGGGUCAAGCUGCUGCACGGGCCUUGAUCUGUUGUUCCUGUCAUGCUGAUGGCCAUCUCGAUAGCCUACCAAAUCAUCAGGAUGCCGAUGUCGAUGCUUUCUCUUUGACAUGGGGCCAGUAAUCCAACCAAAUUACCUUCACUGAUUUGUUUACAAAGAGAUGGGUGGAAGAAGCAAUUGAAAGUCCAGGGAAAUCAGGACCCGAAGUCUCCGCAACUUCUUCACCGACGAUCUCCGUUUUUCCCCCCACAAGGCCACAAUCUCUGCCGGAAGAAAUCUCGCUGCUUUUGGUUUCUGGUUGGCCCCCACCUCCCCGGCCAGCUGGGUUUGGCGGUUCAGGUGAAGACGACUCGUAAGCAAUGUCGUUGGUUGCCGGCAAUUAGUAUCGUGGGCCGAAUCAAAUGGGCUUCCAGACCAAUAUCUUGAAAAUUUGGUCCUAAAUGAGUUACCAGCCCAGUCCAUUCCGGCAAGCGAACCGGCAUUUGCAUUUCUUUUCCA
Messenger RNA from Linum tenue, 3053 nucleotides. NCBI's taxonomy places the organism in Eukaryota, Viridiplantae, Streptophyta, Magnoliopsida, Malpighiales, Linaceae. The record is from the annotation of a GenBank genome assembly.